Molecule: messenger RNA, 2874 nt
Organism: Lipotes vexillifer (Yangtze River dolphin)
Lineage: Eukaryota; Metazoa; Chordata; Mammalia; Artiodactyla; Lipotidae
Gene: KHDRBS1
Product: KH RNA binding domain containing, signal transduction associated 1
Exons: 9
Coding region: 295-1626 (443 amino acids)
Biological process (GO): regulation of alternative mRNA splicing, via spliceosome
Cellular component (GO): nucleus
Molecular function (GO): poly(A) binding; mRNA binding
Source: RefSeq, a predicted model, not a curated record
GCCUGGCGGGCUCGGAGGAAAAAGGGGAGCGGGGAGGCGACUUCUUCGGGCUCCGCGGCGGUGCGCAGGCGCCGUGGCCCGACCAGGGACUUUGUUCUCCGCGGAGAAACCCAAGGGCGGUGCCGGUACUGGCUGCGCACGCGCGCCGCUUCAUUUCCGGUGCUCUCUUUCGCUGGGUCGCUCGGGUCGGCUUCGGUCGCCGUCGCUCCCGCUCUCCCACCUUCGCCAACCGUCGCUCGGGCCUCUGCCGCUGCCGCGUCGUUUCCUCGAUCCCUCGAUCGCAUAUCCUCCACAAUGCAGCGCCGGGACGACCCCGCCGCGCGCAUGAGCCGGUCCUCGGGCCGCAGCGGCUCCAUGGACCCCUCAGGUGCCCACCCCUCGGUGCGUCAGGCGCCGUCUCGGCAGCCGCCGCUGCCUCACCGGUCCCGGGGAGGCGGAGGGGGGUCCCGGGGGGGCGCCCGGGCCUCGCCCGCCACGCAGCCGCCGCCGCUGCUGCCGCCCUCGGCCACGGGUCCCGACGCGACUGUGGGCGGUCCAGCGCCGACCCCGCUGCUGCCCCCCUCAGCCACUGCCUCGGUCAAGAUGGAGCCGGAGAACAAGUACCUGCCCGAACUCAUGGCCGAGAAGGACUCGCUCGACCCGUCCUUCACUCACGCCAUGCAGUUGCUGACGGCAGAAAUUGAGAAGAUUCAGAAAGGGGAUUCAAAAAAGGACGAUGAGGAGAAUUACUUGGAUUUAUUUUCUCACAAGAACAUGAAGCUGAAGGAGAGGGUUUUGAUACCUGUCAAGCAGUAUCCCAAGUUCAAUUUUGUGGGGAAGAUCCUUGGACCACAAGGGAAUACAAUCAAAAGACUGCAAGAAGAGACUGGUGCAAAGAUUUCUGUGUUGGGAAAGGGCUCAAUGAGAGACAAGGCCAAGGAGGAAGAGCUGCGCAAAGGUGGAGACCCCAAAUAUGCCCACUUGAAUAUGGAUCUGCAUGUCUUCAUUGAAGUUUUUGGACCCCCGUGUGAGGCUUAUGCUCUUAUGGCCCAUGCUAUGGAGGAAGUUAAGAAGUUUCUAGUACCAGAUAUGAUGGAUGAUAUCUGCCAGGAGCAGUUCCUAGAGCUCUCCUACUUGAAUGGAGUACCAGAGCCCUCUCGCGGACGUGGGGUGCCGGUGAGAGGCCGGGGAGCUGCGCCUCCUCCUCCACCUGUUCCCAGGGGCCGAGGUGUUGGACCACCUCGGGGGGCUUUAGUGCGUGGUACACCAGUGAGAGGAGCCAUCACCAGAGGUGCCACUGUGACUCGAGGAGUGCCACCCCCACCUACUGUGAGGGGUGCUCCAGCACCAAGAGCACGGACAGCAGGCAUCCAGAGAAUACCUUUGCCUCCACCACCUGCACCAGAAACUUAUGAAGAAUAUGGAUAUGAUGAUACAUAUGCAGAACAGAGUUAUGAAGGCUACGAAGGCUAUUACAGCCAAAGCCAAGGGGACUCAGAAUAUUAUGACUAUGGACAUGGGGAGGUUCAAGAUUCUUAUGAAGCAUAUGGCCAAGAUGACUGGAAUGGGACCAGGCCGUCGCUGAAGGCCCCUCCAGCUAGGCCGGUGAAGGGAGCAUACAGAGAGCACCCAUAUGGACGUUAUUAAAAACAAACAUGAGGGGAAAAUAUCAGUUAUGAGCAAAGUUGUUACUGAUUUCUUGUAUCUCCCAGGAUUCCUGUUGCUUUACCCACAACAGACAAGUAAUUGUCUAAGUGUUUUUCUUCGUGGUCCCCUUCUUCUCCCCCACCUUACUCCAUUCUUAACUCUGCAUUCUGGCUUCUGUAUGUAGUAUUUUAAAAUGAGUUAAAAUAGAUUUAGGAAUAUCGAAUUAAUUUUUUAAGUGUGUAGAUGCUUUUUUUCUUUGUUGUUUAAAUAUAAACAGAAAUGUACCUUUUCUAAUAAAACAGAAGUUGAGUAAAAAAAAAAAAACCACAAACCUGUCAGUUUCAAAAGUGACAUUGCUUGCUUAAAGGUUCUGAAGUUAAGGCUUGUUAACUUUCUCUUAGUUUUGACUUGAGGCAUCCCGUAAAGUUGUAGUUGCAGAAUCCCAAACUAGGCUACAUUUCAAAAUUCAGGGCUGUUUAAGAUUUAAAAUCACAAACGUUAACGGCAGUAGGUGCCACCAUGUAAAAGUGAGCUCAGACGUCUCUAAAAACGUUUCCUUUAAAAGCACAUGGCGGUUGAAUCUUAAGGUUAAAUUUUAAUAUGAAAGAUCCUCAUGAAUUAAAUAGUUGAUGCAAUUUUUAACGUUAAUUGAUUUAAAAACAACAACAACAAAAUUAGGUUCGUAAAACUGACUUUUUCAUUAUGUGGGUUUUGAAAUCUAGCCCCAGACAUACAGUGUUGAGAGAUACUUAGUGGGAAGUAGGUUUCGAAGAGGUUGAUUUGGGGAGAGGGGCUGGCCACUUGAAUUUGAUGCAGAGCUUUUUAGUCACGAACAACCUUUCAGUAAUAGUACUAAUAAUUAACAUUUCAGUAUUUUAAAAGGCAAAGUAUUUUGUCCAUCUGAGAUUCUACACUCCAUUAAAAGCUCACUUGGACACUGGGGCCAAAAGCUGAUGAUUUUCUUAAGUUGACGGUUGUCAAUAUUGAACUGUUACCAAGGUAGUUAGUCAAGUAUGUCUCAACACUAGCAUGAUAUAAAAAGGGACACUGCAGCUGAAUGAAAAAGGAAUCAAAAUCCACUUUGUACAUAAGUUAAAGUCCUAAUUGGAUUUGUACCGUCCUCCCAUUUUGUUCUUGGAAGAUUAAAUGCUACAUGUGUAAGUCUGCCUAAAUAGGUAGCUUAAACUUAUGUCAAAAUGUCUGCAGCAGUUUGUCAAUAAAGUUUAGUCCUUUUUUAAUCAAAGUAAA